This is a messenger RNA of Encephalitozoon cuniculi GB-M1, 804 nucleotides long. RefSeq lists its product as uncharacterized. Lineage: Eukaryota; Fungi; Microsporidia; Unikaryonidae. Bases 1 to 804 code for a protein of 267 amino acids. The record is from RefSeq and is marked provisional. The transcript has a single exon.
AUGGAACAAGCUGUUGGUAAGCUAGAUUCAGCUCUGGAGUGCAGGGACGAGAAUCGAUCUGAGAUGGUCAUGGAUGCACUAGAAAGCCUUGUGCAAAUAUCUCGCGAGUGCUCGGCUGAGGAAAUGGCAGGCUGCGAAUUGGAUGAGCUGUUUGUAGACUCCUUUGAUAAGAUAUCUCCCAAGAAUCACAAGAGGCUUGUAGAGAUGCUCCCAGACCUUGUUUCGUAUAUGAGGGACCCAAGAAACAUCUACUCGUCAAUAGAAAGGUAUUUCCGUCCCGAAUGCCACUUUUCAGUGGAUGUUGCAAAAGUGGUUUUUGUAAUUAAGAGAGACUUUGGGCUUGAGUUUGAUGGCUUUCUCAGCAAUCUUUUCGAUUGCAUAAGCCCCGGCAAUAUCGAACAUAACAUAGAGAGGAAGCUGUUCUUUAUUUUGAUGGCCCUAGGGGAUAGUUCCGUUUCGUUACUUACAGCCAAGGCCUUCAUCAAGAAGCUGUGCAGCAUCUCCCUCCAAAUGAGGUCUUCGUGCUGCCAUAAGAUUCUUUGGACCGUCCUAUGGAUUAUGCGUCUUCAUCCAAUGGCGUACGCAAUGGCAAGAAGAGAGAGCUUCAGGAAAGACCUCGAGUGGACCGUGUCGAUCGAAAUUAAUAGAUUCCAGCCAUAUCUAUUCGAGCUUGAUAUACUGAGUAAGUCUCUGGAGGGAAUUAGAAAGGUUACUGGGCUGAUCAAGCGCGAAGCCAUGGAUGCCAAGCAUAGACCAAAGCUUCUGUCCUUGGCCAACUUUGUGUUUCCCAAGAUGGAGAUUUAA